UCCAGAGCUUUCUACACUAAAGGUAUAAAACUGGUUCAAGUAGAAGAGUUCAUCGAAAACUGCUCCUGAACUCAGAGUCUUCAUGAGAAACUCCGAAGGUACCGACCGACCUUCACUGACCAGGACGUUUUCCGCCUCAGAAAAAUAACGUCCAAAGUCCGAGCACAAAUUGCCACCGAUGGUUAAUUCCUCCGUCUGUGUGACCCACCUGUUGGUGGGUGUGUCUCUUUGGCUCCGCCCCUCACCUGAGCAGCAGCUUUAAAAAUGAGCAACCGGAUCGUCUCCUCUCACUCGCUCCAGAAGACAGACGGCAACUGUCUCCCUUAUCGUCAUGGCAACUACAUUCUCCAGUGGCAGCAUGUUGGGGCGAUCGUCCCUCAUAGGCGGCAUGAGCUCGUUCAGCAUGGCGGGCGGAGCAGGAGGCUCUGGUGUUAGAGUCUCUCAGGCCAGCCGGAGCUUCUCUGCAGGCGGCGGCGGCGGCUUUGGCAUCAGAGGUGGAGCAGGUGCAGGUUUCGGUGGUGGUGCAGGUUUCGGUGGUGGUGCAGGUUUCGGUGGUGGAGCAGGUUUCGGAGGUGGUGCAGGUUUCGGAGGUGGUGCAGGGGCAAACGAAAGCCUCAUCGGCAACGAGAAGUUCACCAUGCAAAACCUGAACGAUCGCCUGGCCACCUACCUGGCCAAGGUGGCGGCGCUGGAGAAGGCCAAUGCCCAGCUGGAGCUGAACAUCAGACAGUUUGUGGAGAGCAAAGUCGGACCGACCACCAGAGACUACAGCGCCCACUUCAUCACCAUCGCUGAGCUGCAGGCCAAG
Molecule: messenger RNA, 808 nt
Organism: Paralichthys olivaceus (Japanese flounder)
Lineage: Eukaryota; Metazoa; Chordata; Actinopteri; Pleuronectiformes; Paralichthyidae
Source: RefSeq, a predicted model, not a curated record